UUCCCAAUCUCGAUCUCCCUCUCUCUCUCUCUCUCUCUCUCUCUUUCUCUCUUUCUCUUUUUCUCUCUCUUCCUUCUACCUAGCUCUCUCCGUCGUCUCUUAAUUUCCUCAAGAGAAAGGCCUAAUAGAACUAUUAUUUCGAUCUAGCUAGCUCUCCGCGGCAUCUGCACUCGCCAUGGCCUCAAGCUCGGACCCAGAGGCCAUGGAAACUGAUGAGGCCCCAAUUCCCACCGUCUCGGUCGAGAAGAACCCGUCCGAGUCGCGCUUGUCACAGCUCGGCAUCAAAUCAUGGCCCAAGUGGGGUUGUCCCCCGGGGAAGUUCCCUGUGAAGUACGAUGCUAAAGAGACGUGCUAUCUUCUCAGAGGAAAGGUGAAGGCCUACACGAAAGGUUCUUCAGAUUGCGUGGAGUUCGGUGCCGGAGACCUUGUAGUCUUCCCCAAGGGGCUCAGUUGCACCUGGGAUGUCUCUGUUGCUAUUGACAAGCACUACAAAUUCGAUUCAUCUUAGCUAGCUCUCUACAUCUUUCCUUCCCCACUUCUUCCUUAACUUCUUUGUUUCUUUUAUAUUAAUGUUAAAUUCCUCCCAAUCCAAUUCUUGGGAAUUAGUUUU
Ananas comosus (pineapple) is the source of this 610-nucleotide messenger RNA. RefSeq lists its product as uncharacterized. Lineage: Eukaryota; Viridiplantae; Streptophyta; Magnoliopsida; Poales; Bromeliaceae. The transcript is spliced from 2 exons. Bases 176 to 508 code for a protein of 110 amino acids. The record is from RefSeq and is a predicted model, not a curated record.